AUGAAAUCCGCCCUCCCUCACGUGGCAGCAUACUGGAUAUCGGAUGCAUUCCAUGAAGCGACAUGGAAGUUUGUAAGCUGUAUGAUUGCAGUUGGCAUGACCUACAGAGAGUCUCUAGCUAUUGUUGCCACCACAUUCCUGAUUAUACCCGUGGUCAUCUCAGCUAAUGGAGCUAUCGGUGUAUUGUAUCACUCUCCAUUUCCUAUUUACAACGGCAGCAAAUUCGUGACCGUUAUGGUUACCAAUGUCUGGCCUAGCAUCAAGACCAAUGAAUUGAUCAGUUUCUGCGUAUUUUCAGUGGUGCAAUUUCCUUUUUUCUUUCCAGUUGCCUGGAUCACCAUUUUUAUUUGGGCAUUCAAAUCAACCGGGAUAGGACGCUAUUUGACCAGAAACCAUCAGUCAAUGGCAACUAAAUUCUCAUGUUGCCUAUUUUCCUUUACUUUCAUUGCUUUCAUCGGUGUCGCGUCAUCUUCGGCAGGGAAUAAUGUCUAUCCCCUUGAAGAAAUCCCGGGGGACCACAACUGCUUCGGGGCGCCAACAUUCGCUCUAGCAUCUUUGGGAGUAUACAUAUCUGCAAAUUUUCUCUCAGCCGCCAAUGAUUCUGCCGGUCUUGCACCGCAAUAUCUCAAUAUUCGACGUAGCUUAAUACCGUGCACCCAGCCUAAUGGCAUCUAUAAACACUCGGAAUGGAGAGUCAACUGGUGCGCUUGGAUAUCAUUUGGCGUUGGUAUUGCGAGUAGCCUACCUGGUUUAAUCAACUCAGUGAGAAUUCCUGUUGAUGUUGGCGUCGGUGCUUGUCCAUACCAGUUCAGUGGGUUGCUCGGUUUCUUCUCCACGACUAUUUUGUAUAUAAUUUGGUCGUAUGCUUUUACUUGCUUGUACAACCGUUUCCACGUCCCUGCAUCUGCCCGUAUUGUACGCGAAGCUUGA
This is a messenger RNA of Talaromyces proteolyticus, 930 nucleotides long. RefSeq lists its product as uncharacterized. The coding region runs from base 1 to 930 and encodes 309 amino acids. The record is from RefSeq and is a predicted model, not a curated record. Gene Ontology annotation, cellular component: plasma membrane. Gene Ontology annotation, biological process: transmembrane transport; nucleobase transport. Lineage: Eukaryota; Fungi; Ascomycota; Eurotiomycetes; Eurotiales; Trichocomaceae. The transcript is spliced from 9 exons. Gene Ontology annotation, molecular function: nucleobase transmembrane transporter activity.